UCAUAUAUUCGGCUUUAAUGCUUUCCCGGUCAGCAACAUCUGGAAGGUAAGGGAAGAUUCCGUUCGCUCGCCGAUCAGCACGCACUUUAUUCUAGAGUUCAGAAUUUCGGGCACCCAUCCCCCACAGACACAGCAAAAGCCAGCUCUAAAGUCGCGUAGAUAAGACGCGCCGAGAUAACGAGCGCAUCACUUGCUGCCCUGGUUCAGCAGUGUUGGUUCCAGCACAGCAGUGGGGUCAAUUAUCGUGUCGCGUGAGGUGGAUGAAUAUAAAACAGUUCGUCUCCGAUCACGUCUCAAGCAGUAUUAAAAUAGUCUUCCACCAGUAACACAAAACAGAAGGGUGCAUUAGCAACAGGUUAAAGGGGGGGCCAGCCAUCACUAGCGCGAUAUCAUGAUGAAGGUACAAACAGUGCGUGGCCCGGUGGAUCCGGAGCAGCUGGGGUACACCCUGACGCAUGAGCACUUUUCGCUCAACUUCGAUAAGAUGUACUCGGCCCCACCGGAUGCGGUGGAGGAAUUCGUUAGCAAGCGAAUUACGCUGGAAAACGUUGGCUACGUGAAGCAGUACCCGUACAGCAGUCGGUACAACAUUAACUUUGAAGAUUUCGAUACGCAUCAGGCGGUGGCGAAGGAUUUGGCCGCAUAUAAAAAGUUUGGUGGUGGUGCAAUCGUUGAGAAUACGUCGCACGGGCUUGGCCGUAACUUGAAGCUGAUGCAUGAAGUGUCGACGGGUGCGAAUGUGCACGUGAUCGCCGGCACUGGUCAUUAUAUUCACGCGAUGCAAGAUGAAACAACGCACGGCAUGAGUGUGGAGCAGAUGGUGGAUCUGUACACGAAGGAACUUCUAUUUGGCGUCGAAGUCCCCGGGCUAGACGAACCGGUAAAGUGUGGCUUUAUCGGUGAGGUCGGUAGCGGUUGGCCGAUCACUCAUUUCGAGCGUAACGCUAUUCAAGCAACGGCAGAAGUACAGGCCGCUAUCGGCUGUGGUGUUUCGUUCCAUCCGGGACGCGAACGAGAUGCCCCGUACGAGAUCGUACGUCUAUAUCUGGAAGCGGGUGGAAGCGCGUCCAAGUGCAUUAUGUCGCAUCUGGAUAGAACGCUGUUUAAAGAUGAGGAUUUGCUAGAGUUUGCCAAGCUGGGUACGUACCUGCAGUUCGAUCUGUUCGGUACGGAGUGUUCGUACUAUCAGCUGAAUCCGGAAUCGUACAUGCAAUCGGACGAGCAGCGUAUCCAGAAAAUUGUACGUCUAAUUCGUGAGGGUUAUACGGAGCGAAUUCUCAUGUCACAUGACAUACACACCAAACAUCGGCUGACGCACUUCGGUGGGCAUGGUUAUAGUCACAUACUGAACAAUGUACUGAUGCGAUUCUCGCUGCGUGGUAUCGACAUUAAGACGGUCGAUACGAUGACCAUCAGCAAUCCGGCACGCUGGCUAGAGAUGAAGAUUUAAGCCCGUAGCUUCUGUAAGGUAAUUAGGGCUGUGUCGGAACCUAGGGCCAGUAUUAUUACUAGUAGCCUGUUUCGCAAAGGUCAAAGGUGCAGAAACAAUCCGGGUUCCGUGGUGUUCCGCUCCAGAAGUGCACUGUUAAAAUAAACGACCCAACAGCUCUAGUUUGUGCUA
This is a messenger RNA of Anopheles funestus (African malaria mosquito), 1621 nucleotides long. RefSeq names its product phosphotriesterase-related protein. Lineage: Eukaryota; Metazoa; Arthropoda; Insecta; Diptera; Culicidae. Bases 392 to 1450 code for a protein of 352 amino acids. The transcript is spliced from 4 exons. Gene Ontology annotation, biological process: catabolic process. Gene Ontology annotation, molecular function: zinc ion binding. The record is from RefSeq and is a predicted model, not a curated record.